AAAUGGAGAACGAUAGAAAAGCCAUUGAGAAGGCAGAAAACCUCAGCAAACAUGUAGCAGUAGAUAUCAAUAGUGCAUGGCUCAAUUCCAUGAAUGCGAAGCUGGCAGCCUCUAAUCCAAAUCCAUCUACUAAAGAUCCAACCACCAUCUUUAGAGUCCCCCCAAUCAUCCGGCAGGCCGAUGCAAGCAACGCUUAUGAUCCCCAGAUCAUCUCCAUCGGCCCAUUUCACAUGUCCAACAAGCAGCUACAAUCCAUGGAAGAACACAAAUGGCGGUACCUAAACAACCUCCUCUCUCGAAGCCCGUAUAGUAAGCUGAAAGUCUGCCUCAUGGAGAUAAAGGCCAUGGAAGCCCAAGCACGGAGCUGUUAUUCUGAGAGUAUCAAUGUUGGUAGCGAUGAGUUCGUGCAGAUGAUGGUAAUCGACGGUUGCUUCAUCAUCGAGCUCUUCCUCAAGCAGGAGGAAGCCAUUGGGGUGGACCCCAUUCAUCGGACGGCUUGGAUGCUGCCGAUUAUAGCCCGAGACAUGCUUCUCUUAGAAAACCAACUUCCUUUAUUCAUACUACAGCGAUUGUUCGAACUUACAGUUGAAUCCAGCCAAUCAUCUCUCAUUGAUCUCGCGUUUGAUUUUUAUAGACAUUUGUUUCAGAUUUACGAUGGAAUGCAACAAUCAAUGGGAUCCAUCCAUCAUCUGCUCCAUUUAUUUCACUUACAUCUCCUCCCAUCACCUCCACCAGAUGACUUACACCCCAACGGUUACUCUCGCCUCUAUAGCAUGCCUUCAGCGGGCCCACCGCCACCGAGAUUGAUACCUUCAGCAACAGACCUCCAGCGAGCUGGAGUUAGAUUCAAGAGGAACUCGAAAGUGUCCAGCUUCUUGGAUGUAAAAUUCAGUAAGGGAGUGAUGGAAAUCCCACUUCUAUCCAUCUACGAAUACACAGACCAUCUCUUCCGAAACUUCAUGGCCUUCGAGCAAUGUCAUCCCAUCGCCGGAGACCACUUCACCACCUACACAAUCCUCAUGAAUUGCCUCAUCAACACGUCCGCUGACGUGGACUUACUGAACCAAAACAAGAUUAUAGAGCAUCGGUUGGGAAGUAACGACGAGGUGGCUCGUCUCAUCAAUGAGAUGACCAAUGGCGUGGCUUUCGAUCAUGAAAACGGUUACCUUCCGGGUCUCUUCAAGGAGGUUAGGGGCUAUAGUGAGGAGGCUUGGCAUGCAUGGCGGGCUAGCAUGGUUCGUAACUAUUUCAGUAGUCCAUGGGCGUUUAUUUCACUCAUAGCCGGCCUCUUCGCUUUCAUUCUCACCACUACGAUGUCCAUAUUCGGUAUCUAUUCACAUUUCCACCCGCAUCAGUUGUAAUUCUGGUUUGAUUGAUCGUUUUGUAAAUGGCUACUCCAUGUAAUUUGAUUGUGAUUUCUGUUUUAAUUAAGAUGGUUUAAUA
Molecule: messenger RNA, 1443 nt
Organism: Magnolia sinica
Lineage: Eukaryota; Viridiplantae; Streptophyta; Magnoliopsida; Magnoliales; Magnoliaceae
Product: UPF0481 protein At3g47200-like
Exons: 1
Coding region: 3-1361 (452 amino acids)
Source: RefSeq, a predicted model, not a curated record